UGAAUUCAAUCAUCAAUUAAACUGCAUAAUUAAUUAGGCCUAACCUUAGCUUGUUGACAUGGCUUCCAAAAAUCAGGCCUCUAUUACCCUUUUCUUAUCACUUAAUCUCCUCUUCUUUGCUCUUGUAAGUGCAGACUGUUCAACUGAUAUUUUGAAAUUUGGGGCAUGUGCUAAUAUACUUACUGAUUUGGUGGGUGUAAUUAUCGGGACUACUCCAACUUCGUCAUGCUGCAGUUUGAUUGACGGACUGGUGGAUCUAGAGGCCGCGGUUUGCUUGUGCACAGCCCUAAAAGCAGAUGUGCUGGGAAUUAAUUUGGAUAUACCACUCUCUCUAAACAUCCUUCUCAAUGUCUGUGGAAAAAAAUAUCCUACUGGUUACACUUGUUAAUUGAAAAAUUAUUAUUUGCUUGUGAACGAUCGAUCGACCUCUUGUUCAGAAUAAGUAAGCUUUGCAUACAUAUAUAAAUGCAGCUUCAUCACUUCACUUUACUUUAUUUACUAAUUCUGUCAUGUUUAUGUAUCUUAAUCUUUUUGGACAUGUCAAUUCAAUAAAUGAAAUGUUGUUUCUAUUCA
This is a messenger RNA of Solanum pennellii, 573 nucleotides long. RefSeq names its product 14 kDa proline-rich protein DC2.15-like. NCBI's taxonomy places the organism in Eukaryota, Viridiplantae, Streptophyta, Magnoliopsida, Solanales, Solanaceae. The transcript has a single exon. The record is from RefSeq and is a predicted model, not a curated record. Bases 59 to 388 code for a protein of 109 amino acids.